Anopheles nili is the source of this 835-nucleotide messenger RNA. RefSeq lists its product as uncharacterized. The record is from RefSeq and is a predicted model, not a curated record. The transcript has 2 exons. Lineage: Eukaryota; Metazoa; Arthropoda; Insecta; Diptera; Culicidae. Bases 1 to 822 code for a protein of 273 amino acids.
AUGCUGUCCCCACGAGCGAGCGACCGGCUCGCCUGGUCGAACCGGGUUGGGCCGUCCCAGCAGCAGCAGCAGCAGCAGCAACAUCCGAACCGAACGUCAAAACGGGAUGCCUUCCUGUUGCUGAUGGCCGUCAUCGUCAGGCCACCCGGGUCGGCCCCGGAAAAGUCGGAAGCACGGUUCAAAACGGAUUUUUCAUGUUCAUGGUCUUUUCUGGAAUUUCACUCAUUUCAGAUCCUCUUAGCCUGCAUCGGGUGCACUCUCGCACUUCCGGAACCACCGCGUGCGCGCAUAGUCGUACCGGCAAAGCAGCAGCAGCUCCCACAGUUCGAAUAUGGAGCUCCAAAGCCCGAGUACGGCCCACCAGCCGAAGAGUACGGUCCUCCACCACCGACCGUCUAUGGACCACCGGCACGUGAAUACGGUCCACCACCGAAACUGAUCACCAAAAACGUCUACGUGCACGUCCCGCCAGAAGAGCCCACCGAGAUCGUCCGGAGUCCCGUUCUGGAGACACCCGUACCCAAGAAGCACUACAAAAUCAUCUUCAUCAAGGCACCGGCUCCACCGUCCCCGAUCAAACAGGUGAUUCCACCCCAGCCGCAGGACGAACACAAAACUCUCGUCUACGUGCUGGUGAAGAAGCCCGAGGAACAGGCGCCACUGGAAAUUCCUGUGCCGGAAACCACCGAACCCAACAAACCGGAGGUGUACUUCAUCAAGUACAAAGAGGGCGAAAAGGAACCGCACAAGCAGUACGGUCCUCCACCACCAGGUCCCGCCUACGGUCCACCGUCUGGUCCGGCUCGGUAUCAGCAGUUCUGAGGGUCUAGAAUCA